Molecule: messenger RNA, 372 nt
Organism: Penicillium soppii
Lineage: Eukaryota; Fungi; Ascomycota; Eurotiomycetes; Eurotiales; Aspergillaceae
Gene: lcl2
Product: protein lcl2
Exons: 2
Coding region: 1-372 (123 amino acids)
Source: RefSeq, a predicted model, not a curated record
AUGUUCCAAAGCUGGCGCCAAGCCCUCUGGGCUUUUAUUCUCCUUGUAUCUGUCGCUCAGGCACAAUUCAACUUCUUCGAUCAAAUGUUUGGAAACGGCGAGCAACAACAACGUCAGCAGCAGCGGUCGCAAAACGCCCCUAGCGAUAGCGCCCGAUAUCAGCAGAUGUGGAGAGAAGCGCAAUGCGAAAACUACCUCUGCCCCGGAACUCUGGCAUGUGUACACUUCCCACAUCACUGCCCGUGCCCUCAUCCAGAUGUUGAAGAGAAGGUCGAAUUUGGAGAGGGAAGUGCUGUCUGUGUGUCAAAGGGCGGAUAUAAGGCAGGCGAAUCCGCGCGCAAAAUUGAGUUGGCUCGCAAGGGUCUUCUUUGA